Messenger RNA from Coprinopsis cinerea okayama7#130, 933 nucleotides. RefSeq lists its product as hypothetical. Bases 70 to 933 code for a protein of 287 amino acids. Lineage: Eukaryota; Fungi; Basidiomycota; Agaricomycetes; Agaricales; Psathyrellaceae. The transcript has 2 exons. The record is from RefSeq and is a predicted model, not a curated record.
GCUGAAAGGCCCUUCAAUCAGUGCUUCAGCGGCGAGGAUGCCGUUGGACUAUCUAUCGCCCUCUGGCAAAUGAAAGGAGACUACCCAUCUCCAUCGUCAGAUUGUUCUGGCAUGGGGAACCAGGAGACGUCCCUGGAUCUCCAGGGCGACAGUGACAUGGACGGUUCCUUUCCGACCACUAUCAAACCUAUGGACAGUACGGGCACAGACACAGUUGUGUCCCUGUCGACUUCUUUCUGGCCGGGUGCUCACUCCCAAGAGUGGGACAUCGUGUUCUGCUCAACCGAUGGUGUCCUUUUCUAUGUUCACUCGAGUGUUAUAGCAGUCGCCUCCCCACAUGCAUUUUCAUCCUUCCUACCGGCAUCGCCGAUGCCAUUCGGGGGGCAAGUGAUUUCAAUCCCGGAAUCUUCAGCAACGCUCAACAUUGUUCUCCACUCGCUGUACGGAACCUCCUGUGCGGCGAACUCUCCGACGUUGGGACAGCUGGUCGAAGCCGUCGACUGUAUGCCUAAAUAUGGAAUUGUUCCAAGCGACCUGAUUAUCCCUCAAACCGCUCUCUACACGCUCCUGCUGUCCCACGCACCCCACAGUCCUGUCGAAAUAUAUGCUCUGGCGUCCCAUCACAACAUCACCGCCCUUGCCGAAGCCGCUUCCUCCCACCUCCUUGCCUUUCCGUGUUCAAAUAUAAGCGAUCAACAGGCGCUAAAGAUGGGUCCGGUGUAUCUUAUGCGCUUACUCCUGCUACAACAUGCCCGUGUGGCCACAUUGAAGGAAUUACUCACUCUUCCUCCUCAAUUUCAUCCGGAGACUAAGCAGUGCAAAAUUGUCGACCAAAAGAAAAUGAUCAGGGCAUGGGCCUUGGCCUCCGCUUCCCUCAUUUGGGAGGCCAGACCCGGUGUGUAUCUCAUAUCAUCUCGAAAGCACGGGAACUAA